Molecule: messenger RNA, 1851 nt
Organism: Microtus oregoni (creeping vole)
Lineage: Eukaryota; Metazoa; Chordata; Mammalia; Rodentia; Cricetidae
Gene: Tsen34
Product: tRNA splicing endonuclease subunit 34
Exons: 5
Coding region: 228-1535 (435 amino acids)
Biological process (GO): tRNA-type intron splice site recognition and cleavage; tRNA splicing, via endonucleolytic cleavage and ligation
Cellular component (GO): tRNA-intron endonuclease complex
Molecular function (GO): tRNA-intron lyase activity; nucleic acid binding
Source: RefSeq, a predicted model, not a curated record
ACUUGGAAGGGGUGGCUGAUUCGACAGAGCCGAGCACUCCCGAAUGCGUUCGGUAGUAGAGCCGAGAUCACCGGAAGGUUGACACUCUUGUGUUUAGGGUGGGCAGGGCUCCGGAUUGAGCCGAACCGAGAAUGCUGGAACAUCGAACCGUUUGCGCAAGACAGGAUUGGGUUCUUUAAAGUCCGCCUAAGUGAAUAGGCAGGAAAGACGAACCUCGGAAAUUCGACAUGGGAGGGUCUGGGUUCCAAGUUUCUAAAAGAGGGUGUGGCUUGAGCAAACCGCCAAUCUACGUUGAGGUUCGGGACUUGAUGGACACACCCGAAAGAAGACACCCACUUUGCGAAAAGGACGGUGCACCGCUAUGGCGGAGGAUGCUGGUGGUGGAGGUUGCUAAUGGCCGCUCGCUGGUGUGGGGAGCUGAGGCCGUGCAGGCGCUGCGGGAGCGCCUGGGAGUCGGGGGCCGCACGGUGGGCGCCCUGCCCCGCGGGCCCCGCCAGAACUCGCGCCUGGGCCUCCCGCUUCUGCUGUUGCCAGAGGAAGCCCGGCUUCUAGCUGAAAUAGGCGCCGUGACGCUCGUCAGCGCCCCGCGCCCGGAUCCCCGCAAUCAUGGCUUGGCCCUAGCAUCGUUCAAACGCCAGCAAGAGCAGAGUUUCCAGGAGCAAAGCACUUUGGCAGCCGAGGCCCGUGAGACCCGUCGUCAGGAGCUCCUAGAGAAGAUCGUAGAGGGCCAGGCUGCCAAGAAGCAGAAGCUGGAGCAGGAUUCAGGGGCGGAUGAAGGCCAAGAAGCCAGUGGGAGCGAAGCUACCCAAGGGAGUGAAAUCAUUGAUGAUGGCCCGGCGGCCAAGAAGCAGAAGCUGGAGCAGGAUUCAGGGGCGGAUGAAGGCCAAGAAGCCAGUGGGAGCGAAGCUACCCAAGGGAGUGAAAUCAUUGAUGAUGGCCAGGCGGCCAAGAAGCAGAAGCUGGAGCAGGAUUCAGGGGCAGAUGAAGGCCAAGAAGCCAGUGGGAGCGAAGCUACCCAAGGGAGUGAAACCAGUGAUGAUGGCCAGGCUUCUGCGGAGCAGGAGGGAGCAGACUCGUCAUCUCCCCCAGACUCUUCAUCUCCCCAACCAGGGCCUUCAAACGGGGUGACCCCCUUGCCCAGGUCAGCCCUGCUCAUCCAGCUGGCCACGGCCAGGCCUCGGCCGGUAAAGGCUAAGCCUCUGGACUGGCGUGUGCAGUCCAAAGACUGGCCCCAUGCUGGCCGCCCUGCCCACGAGCUGCGCUACAGCAUCUACCGAGACCUGUGGGAGAGAGGCUUCUUCCUCAGCGCAGCUGGGAAGUUCGGUGGUGACUUCCUGGUCUAUCCUGGUGACCCGCUGCGAUUCCACGCUCACUACAUUGCUCAGUGCUGGGCUGCUGAGGACCCCAUCCCACUUCAGGACCUGGUCUCUGCCGGCCGCCUGGGAACCAGUGUCAGAAAGACCCUGCUUCUCUGCUCCCCUCAGCCUGAUGGGAAGGUGGUCUACACCUCCCUACAGUGGGCUAGCCUGCAGUAAGCUGCAGAUUGAGGGGGGUGUGGCUAUGUGUCCAAGAACCCUCCUAGAUGGUCAACUCCUCCUCCUUCUCACCCCUCAUCUUGCAUGGAGGCUUGUGUUCUCCCGCCUUGCCUGAUUCCAGAGUUUUGAACACUAAAUACUUUAUAGUUUUUUUUUCCUGUUUUAAGGCGCUUACUAGCUAUGUUGUUUUAUUUUUCUGUCUCCAAACUGUGAGCUUGUUCAGAGUUGAGACUGCUCUUAUUUGGCUCUUCUGUUUUCUAAAGGGCAGUUCUCAAUAAAUUUGUUGAAUAAAUGUUCGUAUUUUGAGUCCUUACAA